Messenger RNA from Lethenteron reissneri (Far Eastern brook lamprey), 5850 nucleotides. Its product is annotated as phosphatidylinositol 3,4,5-trisphosphate 3-phosphatase TPTE2-like. Gene Ontology annotation, molecular function: protein tyrosine phosphatase activity; phosphatidylinositol-3,4,5-trisphosphate 3-phosphatase activity; monoatomic ion channel activity. The record is from RefSeq and is a predicted model, not a curated record. Gene Ontology annotation, biological process: protein dephosphorylation; transmembrane transport; monoatomic ion transport. NCBI's taxonomy places the organism in Eukaryota, Metazoa, Chordata, Hyperoartia, Petromyzontiformes, Petromyzontidae. Gene Ontology annotation, cellular component: membrane; cytosol.
CCGUGCCGAUCCAGCCCGGCGCAGAUCGGCAAGUGCGGCGUUUGGAAACGCGGGGACCAUUGUUCUACCCCACUCCGAUUCCCGCACCUCCCGAUUAGCACGGUUGGCUACGUGCGGCAUGCGAAAGAAGUUCAACGUACACACACAUACGUCUCCGAUGGCAACCCUCCCUCAGCCAGUGGUGGAACUUUCACAUUCCUACAGAGGCUGGACCAGUUCACCCACCGAAAACUGGUAACAUCCCACAAAAGCGGUGUUCAUUUUACGUGCGACGGUCACGGUGACGAUUGGAUGAGCUUUUCUUUAUUAACCCAUCUUUUGAACUGUGGCGUCGAAAGCUCCUGAGCAUCGUGCAGACAAUUUUUUUUUUAAACAAUAGAACAAUCUGCGGCCCUUUGUGUCAAUGUACUGCCGGAUGAGGGUCUCCCCCCACGCUGUGCUGGUUGUAGCGGAGCGGGGUGGGGGGGAUUAUUUGACCAUACUUCACCACCGACGGCGUCACCGCUCGGGAGCAUUUUACCAACACUUUAAGGGCAUGGGAGCGCACGUGGGCCACGAACAAUGUUCAACCAACAAUGUUUAACCAAAAUGCGAACCCUGUGCAAACCUUUGGCACUUGUGGGUCUCCUGACAAUGGAUUGAAGACACCGCCCCCCCCCCACCCCCCCGGAACAUCCUUAGAAUCCAUUAGUACAGCUCCGUUGGUGCGCGAGAGGCCACGGUGAGAUGUUGUCGCUCCUUCCAAAUUAGGGGGGACUACGAAUCGACCGGACCGCAGGCACGAAGGCCGCCGCCGGCGCCGCCGCGUCCUCUGAAGCAUCGCGACGUCGCAACGGAGUGUGUGGGGCCAUGGAUCCCGUGGUGUCGUUCGAUGGCAGCAAGGUGGAGCUCUGCGACGGUGCGGCCAAGGGGGCCCAAACGGCGCUCGAGAAUGGAAACGCCUUCUCGAUGGACACGGCGAGCGGUCGCGCCAGAGCCGCCAUGGAGCCGGUGGUGAUGUCACUGUGGCUCAGGGCCCUGAGUUUGCUGCUGAUCGUUGUGGACCUGGCCCUGGUCGUGGCCGACCUCUCGACCCCCGCGAAACCCGCCGUGGCUUCCCGUGCCCUCUCCGCCUCCUCGCUCGCCAUCUCCGUCUUCUUCUUCGUCGACGUCGCCCUCCGCGUCUUCGUUUCGGGAUUCAGGUCGUAUUUCCGGGAGAGGCUGAACAUCGCCGAUGCGGGCAUCGUCAUGAUCACCCUCAUCGUCUCCAUCGUGUACACGUCCAUCGACCUCUCCGGGACGGCUCUACUACCCCGGCUGGUGAGCGUGCUGCGCGUGCUGCGCUUGAUUAUGAUCAUUCGUGUCUGGCGCCUCGUAUCCCAGAGGCAUCACCUGGAGAAGGCAUCUCGACAGAUGGUUUCUCAAAACAAGCGACGGUACCGGAAGGAUGGGUUUGACCUUGAUCUCACCUAUGUGACAGAGCGUGUGAUCGCGAUGUCGUUCCCCUCCUCUGGAACCCAGUCCAUGUACCGCAACCCCAUCAAGGAAGUGCAGCGGUUCUUGAAUUCAAAACACAUGGACCACUACAAAGUCUACAACCUGUGCAGUGAGAAGGGCUACGACGCCAAGUACUUCCACUACCGCGUGGACCGCGUCUUCAUCGACGACCACAACGUCCCGUCACUCGCGGACAUGGUGAGGUUCACUGCCAGCGUUCGGGACUGGAUGGCCCAAGAUCCCAAGAACAUCAUCGCCGUCCACUGCAAAGGGGGCAAAGGUCGCACGGGCACCAUGAUUUGCACCUGGCUGAUCGACAGCGACGAGUUUGAGGGAGCCCAGGCGAGUCUGGAUUACUUUGGCGAGCGCCGCACGGACAGAACGAAGAGCGUCAAGUUCCAGGGCGUGGAGACUCCGUCCCAGAGCCGCUACGUGGGAUACUACGAGGCCAUCAAGAGGGAGCACAACCGGCAGCUGCCCCCCGCGAAGAGACUCCUCAUCAAGGCCUUCGUCAUCCAGGCCAUACAAGGGGUCGGUCGGGGCAACGGCAGCGACCUCAGCGUGGAGGUCAUCGUGGACAAGAAGGCGGUGCUGCUCGCCGACUGCGGAACGAUGCUGCACUGCAAGCUGUUCCACGAUGCGGCGAGGGACGCGGUGCGGAUCGGACUCGCCCCGCCGCUGCUCGUGAGCGGGGACGUCAAAGUUAAAUUCCACUCGUCCGCGGGCCUGGCUAAGGGCUAUGAUGACUGCCCCUUCUUCUUCUGGUUCAACACGACGUUCAUCGAGAACUAUCGGCUGUUGUUACCACGGUUCGAGCUGGACAACCCUCACAAGCAGGCCACGUGGGCCACCUACCGGGAGGCCUUCUCCGUGGAGGUCGUCUUCUCGGCACCGGACGAGCCCGGCGCGGACAUGCAGGGGCCCGCACAGAUCGACGCUCAGGAAACAGUGUGAACUCCAUCUCCGUGCGGGACGUCUCCCCGCCACCCCCCCCCCCCCCACACACCGAGCCACACAGCCCACUUGUUGUACGGACAGCUCGUGUGCGGCGAGACAAGUUACGCAAGUUGAUCGGAAUAUUCGCAGGAGAGGGGGGAUCAAAUUCUGCACUUGUCGAUUCUUGAAUUCCAACGAAAACAUUUUCAAUCACUUUCGGCCGUUCAUAAUUAGAGAGAGGUUUUUUUUGCGUUGGGUUAGAUCGCGUGAAUAUAAAUGUGUCGUUAAACCUGCCACUACCCGACGCGGCCAAUUAGGUAAGGUUUAAUCUAGAUUUGAAGCUUUCGUGAUUGCAGGAAUCCAUACUCUUUGGUUCUUUCGGUAAAAUCACGUAGGGCAUAAAAUAAGAUGGAUACAAAUUGAGCAAUCAUUGGAAGGAUGUUAUUAACCAGGUUAAACCCUAACUGCAUUGUAGUGGUUGUCGUCUAUCAUAUCUGCCGGGUACUACUCUAUUUUUCUGAGUUAACUUCCCCCCCCCGCAUCCCCAGCUCUCUCAGGCCUCCCACUCCCAGCCCUGCCCACUCCCCCCCCCCCAGCCUCACGUCCCUCUCCUAGCGUCCACGCAGCCCCCCCCUCUCCCUACCCCCACCCCUCCCUCUCCCCCCUGGCUCCUCCCCCUUUCUUACCUAUAUAACCUCUUACCACGGCAACUCUCUCUGCCACUUCAGCAAAAACAUUUCUUGCUGUGGGUUUCCCACCUGAUGAUGAUUGCUUGUGUUGCAAUCGAAACGUCGUAAUUUAUUUUUAUUUUAUACCUACGUGACUUUACCGAAAGAACCAAAGAGUAUAGGUAAGGUUUGUCACUCUUUGGUUCUUUCAGUAAAGUCACGUAGAUAGAAAACGAAUAGAUCACGACGUUUCGAUCGCAACACAAGCGAACGUCUUCAGGUGAGAGAGAGAGAGAGAGCUACUGAAACGAGGUCUUAUAUAGGCCUGAGAUGGGUGCAGCCUCAGGGUAACAGGGCGGGGCUAGAGAUGGUCUGCCUGAGGCUGUGGAAGUGGCCAUUGUAUUGUGAGAGAUCAGCAUGUCAAUGCACGAGCUUAGUAUGCCGCAGCAUCGGUGACUUGCCUAGUAUGCUACUCGUUCGGCAUGAAACCGCUUGUGUGUUGGAGAGUAAAACCUACUACGACAUUUCAAAUUCGAGUACCGUGAAGUUUCGCUGGUAAUUACAACAACAACAAUAAGAAGAAGUGUCACAGCCAUAGAGUUUUGGAGGAAUCCCCCUCCUGUUUCAGUCUUAAAUAGAGGUGGGGGUACAUGUGAUGGCUUCAAUUGUUAGCCAAUCAGGAGGGAAGACCAGAGGGGAUUAAUAUAUCUAUAUAUAUAAAAGUCAAAAAAAUUUCUGUUUGUGUGUGGCUUUGUUUGUGUUCGCGCGCUUGCGAGCAAUUUCGCUCUCCAAUGGUGAUGUUUACGUAAAAUAAAAAUAGCCAGGCACCACGCCGUAAGCCCCGCCGUGAGCAAGCGCUAUUCCUUUUUCACAUCCGUCAACUUUAAAUUAGUUUAAUGAUCGAUUUAGUGCGAUUUGUGCGCCUUUUAUUUAUUUACGACGCAUGCACGACCAUACCAACUCACGCGCCUUUGGUGGGGGGGACGGCCCAUGCCAAGUCGCACGCCUUCGGUGGGAGUGAGGGGGACAUUUUCUUUUGCGUUAAAAAAGCUAUAAAACUACACUAAACGCUGACGUUAAUUAUUCACUGUGUGAUGUCCCCCCCACCCCGAUGCGUGUAGUUACUACUACUAUACUUUCGAUAGAUGCUACCACUAUAGGUCCUAGAUAUUACUGCAGAGCGGCCGGGGAGAUCGUGGCUGGGGGGGGGGGUCAGGGGUAGCAGCCCAGCCCCAGCCUGCCAAGGUGCCACCUCGGCUGGCUGGACAAUCUAGGUGAGGCCGGAGGCUCUACACCAGACUAGGCCUCACCAAGCCACUCUGUCAGGUGAGUACUUUGUGCUAUAGAGUCCAUAAAUACUGCUAUAGAGUCAGCAUGUACUACUAUAGUGAUAGCAGGUACCACCACGGUCGGUAUGCACUGCUGUAAUCAUAGCAGGUACCAUUACAGUCAGUACACACUGCUGUUACAUUUUAAAGAGUAGUUUUGAAAUGUUUUUUUGGCCCAGUCAACGUCGGGUAUAUAAGCUAGUGUAGUCAUAAAUUACAAUGGAUAUCUAUUAAUGGUUGGGGCAUUCACAGUUAAUCAACAUACAUAAUAUAUUUACACUACGUAUACAUUUGCGUGCAUAUUGUGUACGUGUAUUACAUACGUACAUUAUGUGUGUACAUUUUUGGUGCAAAAAUCGCCAUACCUGUUAUUGGCCGCUUACAGUUAAUCACCAUUGACGUAUGGUAACCCGUGUCGACAUGCAAUUAAACAGCGUAGUAUUACUUGAUAAUGCGCUUUCAAGCAUCACUCAGCCUGUAGCUAUCAGAACGGUCGGCAUAGUUUUUUUUUAUUUCUCUCAAUUUCAAUAGAUUCUCCAAUUAGCCUUGUGCAUAGUCGUAAACUGGUUUUGCACAAACCUCAUUGUCGUCAAAAUCAAUUUACGUGACCUCGUGUUGGGCACACUAAAAUUAAAUAACCUCGCAAAAUAUCGAAAUGUGAUGUAAUACAACACAGACCGACUCUCUGUGUUGUAUUACAUCACAUUUCGAUAUUUCGCGAGGUUAUUUAAUUUUAGUGUGCCUUUCUCCUAAUUUUCAAGCUUGUGUGCCGCGCCACGUCGUCAUCUUACUUGCGCAGCAGCAACACGUUGCCGUACACUCAUUGAUAUGCUAAUUUUCUCUGCCCCCUCCCUCUCUCCGUCCCCGCCCCCCCUCUCUAUAUUUAAGGGACCGUCACAGAAACGACCCCUCUCUCUGUGCCGAUAUGUGUCCUCUCUCUGUGUGUCCUUGUGAUGUCUGUCUGCUUAUGUCUGUCUAUAGUUUUCUAUUUCGAUUUUUAUUGCUAUUUAUUUUAUGCCUGAUGAUGAUUGCUUGUGUUGCAAUCGAAACGUCGCUAUUAUUUUAAUUUAUUAUUUUAUUUUUAGACGUGACUUAACCGAAAGAACCAAAGAAUAAUACAAUGUUUAAGCUAAACCAGCGAAGACCGAAGACCGUCUAGCUAGAGCCCUGGACUCCCCUGGGACGCCGCCCUUGUCAGGGCCGCGCAGGAACGAGCCAGCGGCGUGGUCCCGAGAACCAGAGCUAGUGCUCUGGGACUCCGGGUACCGUAGCCCGACUUACCAGUGUCGGGCCAGUCAGCCUCCCCUAGCCCGUUAGUGGAGGACUAGGAGGUAGGUCAGAGAUAGCUAGCAGUGUAUUCCCAGCUAGCCGGGUGAGGGGGCCGAUACCCCCUCCAGUAUUGUAUGUCCGCGGUUGUGACAACUGUUGCGGAAUAAAUACGU